Molecule: messenger RNA, 1583 nt
Organism: Cannabis sativa
Lineage: Eukaryota; Viridiplantae; Streptophyta; Magnoliopsida; Rosales; Cannabaceae
Product: 2-oxoglutarate-Fe(II) type oxidoreductase hxnY
Exons: 11
Coding region: 280-1296 (338 amino acids)
Source: RefSeq, a predicted model, not a curated record
AUAAAAAUUAAAAAUCGAACCAAAUCAAAUCUUAUGGCAGCCAAGAAAAAUAAAAAUAAAUAAAUAAUUUAAUAAACACUGAAAACGACGUAGCUGGUUACUGCUGGCUUGGUGGUUUGGUCUCGUUGAUUGGAAAAGUGUAAAAGCUCCAAAAGAAAAUUCCAAUCAUAAUUUAAAAAGUUUUCCGUAUUUCAAAGAAACCACGAGUAAACAAAAGAAAAUUUCUCCUCUCAAUUAAGUUUGGUUUUUUACGUGUUGGGAUUCACAGUUUCUCAAGAAAUGGAAAACCAAAUCGUGAAUGGUUCUUCUCAUGGCUCAAGUUUCUCUGCUCUCAAUUGUAUCGAUCUCUCAAACCCAGAUAUCGAACACUCCGUCUCUUUGCUUAAACAGGCAUGUUUGGAUUGUGGUUUUUUCUACGUAGUCAAUCAUGGAAUAAACGAGGAAUUCAUGGAUGAGGUUUUUCAUCAGAGCAAGAGGUUUUUCAAUUUGCCAUUGGAUGAAAAAAUGAAGCUUUUGAGGAAUGAGAAGAACAGGGGCUACACCCCUGUUCUUGAUGAGCAUCUUGAUUCUGAAAACCAAGUUCACGGAGAUUAUAAAGAGGGGUAUUACAUAGGCGUUGAGGUACCUGAGGAUGACCCAGAAGUGGAAAAACCAUUUUAUGGACCUAAUCUUUGGCCUGAACAAGAUAAAUUGUCUGGUUGGAGGGAAACCAUGGAGAGAUUUCAUCUAGAGGCAUUGGAAGUUGCAAGAGCGGUUGGAAGGAUCAUAGCUCUUGCUCUGGGACUGGACAAGAAUUUCUUUGAUAAGCCUGAAAUGCUAGGCGAGCCUAUUGCAACUCUGCGCUUACUUCACUAUGGAGGUCAAGUUACUUCUGAUCCAUCUAAGGGCAUAUUUGGAGCUGGAGCUCAUUCUGACUUUGGCUUGAUAACCCUCUUGGCCACAGAUGAUGUGUUAGGUCUCCAAAUAUGCAAAGAUAAGGAUGCUAAGCCUCAAGUAUGGGAAUAUGUAGAACCAAUGAAAGGAGCAUUUAUUGUGAAUCUUGGUGACAUGCUGGAGCGCUGGAGCAACUGUAUUUUCAAGUCCACGUUGCACAGAGUCCUGGGAAACGGUCAAGAAAGAUACUCAAUCGCAUACUUUGUGGAGCCUAGUCACGAUUGUCUUGUUGAGUGUUUGCCUACCUGCAAAUCAGAAAAAAACCCUCCCAAGUUUUCUCCAAUCUUAUGCCGGACUUACCUUAGCCAACGGUAUAAGGAUACACAUGUUGAUCUGAACAUCUACAAAGAACAUCAAACGUAAAUGCUCUUUUUAUGAUACAGCAUUUGGAUAUGAGAGAUAAAUCCCUUAAGAGCUCAGAGACAGAUAGCAAACAAUAAAAUAUAUUCUACAGCAUCUCUAGUGUAACAUAAUAUGUAUCAACUAGUACAAGAAGUGCCAUUUUUCAAUGUAAUAGAAUUGUUUAUUUCCUUGGUUGAGCAUCAUUUUCCAUUGGAAUGUAAAGACAUUCCAAGAAUAGUACUUUAGAAUGUGUACUUAAUUAAUAGCCAAUAAACACUUUGAAUGAGUAUGGUAGUAUUUUUAACCCU